AUGGCAGCUACUGGAGAGAUUGCUGGAAUUGCCGCAGAUGGCGACCCUCCUCGCUAUCCCGGACGCGAAGGUCCAAUUCCCCCUUCUAAUCGCCUCCUCCACGACCCAAAUGUCUCCUUCUAUGAGUACACCUACUACGCAAAGUUGACGCGAGAGGAGGAGGAAGAGACACACAAGACCAGCCCCCCAACUGUAGGCUUCAUGCAGGUUCUCUUCCCCACCAAAUCCUCCGGAGGUGUGACGCCAAUCGACACGCACGGUAACAACGGCUCGAAUGGAGAGGACAAAGGGAUCUCCGAGAAGAAGGUAGGAGAGCUGCAGCAGAGGAUCGAGAUCUCGGAGGCCGAAUGGACAAACGCUUCUCGUGCUGUGAGGACAGCAUCGGGAUCCGCUUGCUUCUACCUCAUUACCACCGAUAUCCUUGGUCCCUUUGGCAUUGGGUUCUCUAUGGGUACUUUGGGAUGGGGUCCUGGCAUUGGGCUCUUCACGCUGUUUGGUGUUUUAGCAGGAUAUUCCGGCUGGCUGUUGUGGACCGUUUUCCUAGGCGUCGACUCGUACCAGUUUCCCGCCAAGAACUAUGGCGAUCUCGCGUUCCGGACUUGGGGCCGUCCAUUAAGACAUAUCGUCAACUUCCUGCAAGGUCUACAGCUCCUGAUAUCCGUUGGUGUCAUCGUCAUCAGCAACGGGCAAGCCCUUUCCCAGGUGUCCAAAUUCAAACUCUGCUACGCUGUGUGCUGUCUGAUCUGGGCAAUCCUUGGCUUUGCAGUUGGUCAAGUACGAACUCUGCAGAAAUUCGGCAUCUUGGCCAAUGUGGCUGUUUUCAUCAAUCUUUUGAUCAUGUUCAUUUCGAUGGGAGUCUUUGCCCACAGUCCACCUAACUUCGCGAUCUCUGUGCUCGGAAGUGCGGGCUCAGUCGUUGACUCAACUACGAUCACACCUGAUAACUCGACGGGCGUACUCGUAUACCCGCCUAUCAUACAUUACAAUGGAAUGCCGAGCAAGGAUCUUGCAGUGGGUAUUUUCGGUUUGAUGCAAGGUGUAUAUGCGUACGCCGGUGCUCAGCUCUUCAUCGAAUUCAUGGCCGAACUAAAGAGACCUCGUGACUUUUUGAAAGCUAUGUGGGGAGCGCAAUUCUUCAUCUACUCCUGCUACAUGAUCUACGGCUGUUACACAUACUUCUGGCAAGGCCAAUAUUCCUACCAAAUCUCAUACCAAGGCGUCUCCCCUUACAGCUGGCAAACCUUAGGCAAUAUGCUCGCAGUGACCUCCGGACUCAUCGCCGCCGCCCUCUACGGCAAUAUUGGCAUCAAAGUAAUCUACAACAACCUGUUGAUGGAAUGGUUCCACGCCCCAGCCCUCAUCACCAAACGCGGCAAGACCCUCUGGGCGGCCAUUGUCCCGAUCUACUGGACCAUCGCCUUCAUCCUCGCAGCGUCAAUUCCAGAUUUCUUCGGCCUCACUGGAGUCACGGCUGCCGUCUGCUUCGUGCAGUUCACCUACACUUUCCCUCCGUUGAUAGCCCUCGGGUACCGCAUUCAAACGCAUGCUUUGCAGGAAGGCGAAGGCUUCGACCCCGCUACCGGCGUCGUCACGCUUCACGAUCGCGGCCUUAGGAGGGUCAUCCGCGGAUUCUUCGCUGAUAAGUGGUAUUUGAAUGUCCUGCAUAUUCUUUAUGCAAUGGGUGCGCUUUGUGUCUCGGGAUUGGGAGCGUACUCGUCUUGCCAUUUCCUCAUUGAGGCGUUCAAGAAUCCGCAGGUCAAUGCUUUCUCAUGCACGAGUCCGCUGAACUUGAAUCCGUGA
Hyaloscypha bicolor E is the source of this 1800-nucleotide messenger RNA. RefSeq lists its product as uncharacterized. Gene Ontology annotation, molecular function: amino acid transmembrane transporter activity. The record is from RefSeq and is a predicted model, not a curated record. The transcript is spliced from 6 exons. NCBI's taxonomy places the organism in Eukaryota, Fungi, Ascomycota, Leotiomycetes, Helotiales, Hyaloscyphaceae. The coding region runs from base 1 to 1800 and encodes 599 amino acids. Gene Ontology annotation, cellular component: vacuolar membrane. Gene Ontology annotation, biological process: amino acid transmembrane transport.